AUGUCGGCCAGUAUAAUUGUUCAAGCUACACCAGUAAAAGCGAAUCUCGAGGGACUCCUCGAUGAAAUACAACAAUUGGAUCUAACUCCGUUAGACCAAAAAGCGACAGUAGAAGUAUUGUGCCAGCAAUACGAAGCAAGGGCAAGGAUUAUCAAAGAAAAGUUGAUGCGCCUCGAAAAAUACGUUGGCACUCUUGAGAAGAUCAACGACAAAUGGUUGAAACACAUUCAACUAGCCCCAAUGUCGCAAAAGAAAAAAGAAGAAAAAUACGAACAAAUGACAAACGACGAUAGAGGUAUUUUAAAAUUAAUUAACAUAGGUACGGAUACCAUUAUAACCUUAUCUAUGUACAAGAAUGAUACAGAGUUAGCCCUUAAACGUCUAGCACAAAUUAAAGAACCUAGCUUAACUGAAUGUCGUCCAGUAGUAAAUUUAUCACAAUUGUCGUUACCACCGUUUAGUGGAGACCCUAAAACAUGGAGAGAAUUCUGGAGUAGUUUCGAAGCCUUCCUAGUAAGAGGUUACGAUAGGGCACCUGAAAACUAUAGAAUUAUAAGAGAAUUAUUAAUGGAGAAAUUUGGUCGUGUUUCCACUAUAAGAAAAUUACUUUACAAUGAACUCAUAUCUACAAAACGAAACAACCGAGACUGGAAAACAAUAAUCGAAGAAAUGGAGAGAGUUCUAAGGCAGUUAGAAGCAAUUGGCGAAAACGUAGAGCAACCUAGCAUCGAAACGAUAAUAGAAUCCAAAUUGCCAAACUGGAUAUUAAACCAGGUUUAUCAACAGUAUGGCAUUUCUGGUGCUAUCAUCAGAAUGGUGUAG
This is a messenger RNA of Brugia malayi, 822 nucleotides long. RefSeq lists its product as uncharacterized. Bases 1 to 822 code for a protein of 273 amino acids. The record is from RefSeq and is a predicted model, not a curated record. Lineage: Eukaryota; Metazoa; Nematoda; Chromadorea; Rhabditida; Onchocercidae. The transcript has 2 exons.